GAGAAGCACACAGGGGAGAGGUAGAAGGACAGUGAUGUUGCAGCGGACCGCGUGAAUUUUUACUCAAAUGGCGUCUGUUUUGUUUUAUUUGGAUCAACCAUUUUGAAAGAACAUAACGGAAAUAGUUUUUACGCCUUUUUUUUUUCGCUUUACGGCGCGAGCUCGGUCUCCCUGACAACGCGACCAACUGUCCUGCGAAGUUUGGGAUCAAGUGUUUUACCUUUGCUCUUGAAAAUGGAUACACAAACCUCACUUUUCUAAGCAAAGUUACUCUGGAUUACACAUUAAAAUGUCUUAAUCUUGUUUGUACGCAGAUUUUAUUUGCGUUUUCUCCCCAAAGUGUGAGUUUUUCAGGGAAACGGGACAAAGCGACACAGUGGUAGGUGGAGGACUCGGGGGGAGCCGAUGCCUGCUCCUCCUGCGGCUUUUGUUCUGUCCCACCACGAGUUACUGACCUGGGACAUUGACUGAUCGAUUUCGGGCUAUUUAUGGUCACUUUCUCUUGUUUGAUGCCGUGCAAUCAUGGAUGUUACCCUGUCCGAGAUGUUGGGGACUUUUAUGGAGUCGCCGCUCGUGAUGUGGGUGCGGACUCUUGGGCCUUUGGCAUCCGGCGAGGAGGCAGGGACAGAGGACAGAGUCAACAUGUUUAUGGAGCUGGUAGAUGGAGUUUUUCUGCACAAAAUCAUGACACAAAUCGACCCAAGCCCCACCCACCAGAGACUGAGCAAAAACAUCAACAAUGACGUGGCUCUGCGGCUCCACAACCUCACAGUGCUGGUGCGUCACAUCCGGACCUACUACCAGGAGACAUUGCAGCAGUUAAUAGUGAUGCCUCUACCCAACAUCCUUUGCAUCGCCAAGGAUCCCAUAUCAGCUAAAAGUAUGGAGGAGCUCAAGAGGCUUUUAUUACUGAUACUUGGCUGUGCUGUUCAGUGUGAGCGAAAGGAGGAAAUGAUUGAAAAGAUUAAACUUCUGGACAUCGAGACCCAAGCGGCCAUCGUGUCUCACAUUCAGGAGGUGACCCAUAACCAGCUGAAUGUCCUGGAUCUGUCCUGGCUGGAAGCAGAAUCAGAGCUCGUCCAUGAAGAGCUCGAACCAAUGUCCCGCAAUAUGGCUGCAUCACUACGGCAACUCAUCGACCAGAGAGACAAGGCCAAUGAGGUGAUAGUGGAUCUGACCCAGGAGAGGGACUACCUGUGUGGCCAGCAGCCCCAGGAGCACUGCAGGGAUCUGGGCAUGAGCAGUCCAGAGCGAGGGCCUAACUCCAAAGAUGUGACUCUCAGUAAUGGACCAUCUUCGGUGAAUAUGCCUGGACUCACAGAGGAGAAACAUCAUCUCUCUGUGGAGCUGGCCGAUACUAAGGCCAAACUCAGGAGAUACAGACAAGAACUGGAGGAGAAGACGGAGCAGCUGAUGGACUCAAAACAUGAAGUGGAGCGACUGGAUCAGGAGCUGCAAAGAAUGAGACAAGAGCACCAGUCCCUGUCGUGUGAGGCUCGAUCGGCUCGUGUCUACAGGGAUGAGGUGGACUCUCUGAGGGAGCGAGCAUCUCGGGUCGACCGUCUGGAGGCGGAGCUAAUGCGCUGCAAAGAGAAACUCAACGACGUGCACUUCUACAAGACCAGAGUGGAGGAGCUUCGUGACGACAACCAGACGCUAAUGGAAACUAAAGUGCUGCUUGAAGAACAGCUGUCGGCCUCUAGGGGGCGCUGUGACAAGCUGCACACAUUGGAGAAGGACAACCUGCUACUAAGGGCCAAAAUCAGUGAUCUGGAAAUGGAGCGUGAAAAUGAGCGUCGGCGUUUGGAAGAGCUGGUGGAGGAGAACAUGCUGCUGGAGAUCGGGCAGAAGCAGAGCAUGAACGAGUCAGCUCACCUCGGCUGGGAGCUUGAGCAGCUGUCCAAGAACCAUGACAGCAACACUGAAACUCGUAAGUCUCUGGUCCACGAGUUGAAUGAAUGUGUUUCGAGUCGAGUUUUGAAACUGGAGAAAGAGAAUCGUGAGCUACAGACGUCGAUAGAGAGACUGAAGGAGGACAACCACAGUCUGCAGGAAAAACAACUCCAUGCACAAGAACUGGACAGAGAGAACCAAAGUCUGAGCAAUAAGUUAGAGCGUCUUCAGGGUUUGUUGGAUCAGGAGAGAAUGACCAACCAGGAUAUGGAGUCGCUGGGAGAGGAAAUCCUGAAGGAAAAACAGGGUGUAGAGCGAGAAAUGCACAUCCUGAAGGCAGAGAAAGACAGACAGAUUUUAGAGUUGGAGAGUGAGAAGAAGCACCUCUCUGACGCAAUGGCUGCCCUUCAGGAGCGCGCUCAGGCCAACAGCGAGGCCCGAGUCCGAGAGGUGGAGACGGAAAACCGACAACUCCAUCGGAAAAUCACAGAAUCCAGUUCCAAACUCGUCACCAUGGAAACGCAGCUCAAGCUGGCCAAUGAGGAGGUUCAGAGGGUGAAGAGCAAAGCAUCACGCUGUGAGGAGGUGGAGAGAGAGGCUGUGAGGCUGGAGAGGAGCAGGGAUGCACUCAACAGAGAGGUGACUUCUCUGCAUGCCUGUAGCGAGCGUUCUGAGGCUCUGGAGAAGCAGGUUUCUUCUCUGGAGCAGGAGGUGCACAGGCUGAAAUGUGAGGCAGAGGAAUCCCAAAAAGAGCUCCACCGGCUGGGCAAACAUGAGUCCGAACACAGCCUCUUAGCCAAAGAAAACCUGGAGCUCCGAUGUUCAAUGGAAAACCUCCGCUCCACAACCGCUCGUUUGUCCUCCCUACAAGAGGAGCAUCAGGAAGUACAGAAAGAGAGACAGGAACUGAGAAGGAAGCUUGAAGAAGCCCAAGACUUGGCACAAGGGGAGAAAAAGAGAGCAGAAAGACUGGAAGCAAAUAUGGCGUCUCUGAACCAUGAAAAACAUCGAUUGGAGGAGGAUUUAGAGAGACAAAAAGAGGAAAGGGAAGAGACUGAACGAGAGAACCAAGAAAUGAAGAGCAGAGAGGAAGAGCUGAGGAGAGAACUGCAGGUGCAAAGGAAACACUGGGAAGAAACAGACGAUGAAAGGAGGAAGUUACAAAAGGAUUUCGACCAAUCUGAGAAGAGUAGGAAGCAUUUGGAGAAGGAGAGCUGGCGAGUGAGGACGCUGCUGGAGACAAAAGAGGCAGACCUAGAGGAGAAGAGCAGGCGAUUGGCUACGAUGCAGAAAGAGAGUGUGGCUCUGAAGAAGGAGAUUGAUAGGCUGAAGGAGCUGUCUGUCAAAGCCAAGGAGGCAGAGAGGGAGAAUAAGGAGUUACAGAAACAAGUGACGAUCGAUAAGAGAAUGCUGGCAACUCUGAGAGAGGAGUUGGUGUCUGAGAAGCUAAAUUUUCAGCAGCAGAACGUGGAGCUGGAGCGUCUCAACGAAGAACUGGAGAAGAUUGGACUGAACCGAGAGAAACUUCUGCAGCAGGAGCACACGAUGGAGGACAGGUACCAGCUGCUGGAGUCCCGUUUGGAGGAAACAGUCCAACAAACGAUGAAACUAAAAGAGGAAAAAAUAUCGAGUUUGGAAAAGAAACUGGAGGAGAGCCACAGUUUGAACGCGUCUCUGCGCUCGGAACUCAACACUGUUCGGCAAACAUUAUCACUCAAGCAGGAGCAGGAACAAAACCACAAUUCCCAGAAACACUCAGGAAACGACCGGGGUCAAGGGUCGGCCACUGCAGAACUGCUGCGAAUUAAAGAUCACCUGAUCGAUGUGGAGAAGAAUAAUGCCUCGCUGCAGACAGAGAGCAGUCUGUUAAAGGAGCAGCUCAAACAGUUGGAAAAUCAGAAUAAUUCUCUGAACAACCAGAUCUCAACUCUACAACGUCACACCAGCACACUACAGGAGCAGAACUCAGGCCUGCACACUCAGACCGCCAAACUGCAGGUGGAGAACUCAACCCUCUCCUCUCAGAGUGCCUCUCUCAUGGCCCAGAAUGCCGUGCUGCAGGGUCAGGUGACAGCUCUGGAAGCGGAAGUGGAGUCUUGGCAGAGGCAGAGGGAGGAGGCGUGGAAAGGGAGAGAGAGCGUCCUGAGUGACCAUGAGAGACUGAUGAACGUUCACGAGAGACAAGCGCAUGAGUACGAGGCUCUGAUCAGCCAACAUGCGGCACUCAAGGGCAAGCAGAGGGCGCUAGAGAGCGAGCACAGGGCUCUACACAAUAAGUACUGUGUGUUGCUGCAGCAGAAGGACAUAUGGGAAAAACAGGAGGGACAAGGGCAGAAGGAGAAGGAGGAGCUCAGCCAAGAAGUUCAGAAGAAUCGACUUUUAGUACAAGAAAAUCUGCAGCUCAAAAAUGAAAUGGAUCGGAUGACAGCAAGCCAGACCCAUCAGCUGGAGCAGAGUGAUGGUCUUCAGCAGAGGGUCUUGGAGUUAAAGACUUCUCUGAGCGCGGCGCAGACGGAGGCGGGCCAGUGGAUGUCCAUGUACGACUCUUUAAUGGAGCAGCACCAAGGAUUGGACCUGACCAUGACCAAACUGGACAACCACUGUGAGCUCUUGAGUCGACUUAAAGGAAACUUGGAGGAGGAAAACCACCACCUCCUUAGUCAGAUCAACCUGCUGAGCCAACAGAACCACACUCUACUGGAGCGGAGCAUGGAGAGCAAAGAGCUGUACCACCAGGAGCAGAAGCUAUACAUUGAUAAGCUGAACGCUCUCCGGCGACAAAAAGAGAAACUGGAGGAAAAAUCAUGGACCCAGUACAAAUUCUAUGAUCCCACGCCCAAAAAGAAGAGUCAGUGGUCCGGCGCCAAAGCUUUAGCCAAACUGAUCAAACCACGGAAGGACACGAGCCGCGAGCGAGGAGACCGAGAGAGGGAGGGUUUUAAGGAGAGAGAGAGGGCUAAAAGUGCCCCCGACAUCCCUCUACCUGCCCCUCCGCCUCUGUUGCUCCCGGAUACACCCCCUCCAGUGCCCCAGCGGACCUCCAGCUCCAAUGACAGUGUCCAAGGCAACAGUGUCCAUGGCAACAGUGUCCAUGGCAACAGUGUCCACGGCAACAGUGUCCACGGCAACAGUGUCCACGGCAACAGUGUCCACAGCAACAGCAUCAACAACACCCACAGCAGCAACAGUAUCCCCGAUAACGACACACCCAGCCUGGGACCCCGCAGCCCUGCCCUUACUCCCUUCAGUAGAGGACUAAGCGACCGAGGCCGUGCGGGACAUAGAGGCAGCACUCCUGGAGACGGUAACGAGAAUGUGAAUGGGGAAGACAGCCACGGGCAAGUUUCAGGUCCAUCAUACAGAGCCCUCAGCUCUACUCCCAACCAUCAGUCAUCCUCAGUGGGAUUAAACAGCACCAGAUCAGCCCCCAGCCGCAGACCCAGAGGCUUGUUGUAUGACGAAGAUUUGCGCCACACUUCGACAGACUCCAUGUUUGGUUUCCAUGGCAGCGCAGGGGGGCGCCCGGGGUCAGCGGACUACAGCCACAACACGUCCAGCUCCAACUCUCCUGUCAACUGCAAAGAUCCCUCCAAUCGUCAGGGGCACUCGGCCAGCCUCUCCAGUGAUGAUAUCUUGUGUGUAGGCCAAUCACAGCAGAGUUUGUCCCGCAGCUCCACCCUCCUGUACGACCACUCUCCUCAGAAGGCCCAGCCACAGAGAGGGGUGCCCAGACCCAAAACCCGCUCUGCUUCCCCCGGGAGUGAGAUGGUGACGCUGGAACAGUUUCUCCACGAGAGCAACUUACAGUCUCCUCCUGUGGUAUCAACAGGAAGCCGUGAGGACUUGAUGACCGACUAUUUCACAUGUAGCCCCGCCCACUCCACUCCUAUUGGCCGAGAACAGGCCACGCCUACCAGUUACGUCACCCCCACUGUCCAGCCAUCCAAUCAGAGGCCAGGGCAGAGCGUAAAGCCCUCUCCCCGGCACCCUGUUGGCCAAUCCCCUGCUUCCAGCCAAACUGUCACUCAAAGAACCAGCCAAUCACUGAGCAGGACCUUCAGUUUGGCUUCGGCCGAUUUGUUGCGUUCCAAUGGUCCCGAUGGUUUCCGGGGUAACGAAGGAUCCACCGGCCAAUCGGAUGUUGUCAUUCGCCGUCCGGGGGGAGGGGCGAGCGCCAGGGAACGCCCGCUUUCUGCACGCCUCGCUGGACCAACCAGUCACGGAGAUGCUAGCUUUUUGCACACACCCAUUCACCACUCCUCCUCUCUCAACCUGCAAAGCGAUAGAUAUUUAGAAAGAGGUCGAACAACAACUACAACAGCACGAAGCGGAACAAAUUACCACAGAGGAGAGAUCGCUAUGGUUACGCCCGUGAGAGCAGUUACUGCAACACGAUUGGAUGAGGACCAAGGAGGAGGGGAGGGGCCACAGAAGAAAGAUGGCGACCGGACACGAUGUAGCUCAAUCGAGCGACCCAAAAGCACGCCGGCGUCUCCUGACCCAAACAACGACCCUCAAACUGUGUGGUAUGAAUAUGGAUGUGUUUAA
Periophthalmus magnuspinnatus is the source of this 6441-nucleotide messenger RNA. It is a transcript of the gene ccdc88c, whose product is annotated as coiled-coil domain containing 88C. Gene Ontology annotation, molecular function: microtubule binding; dynein light intermediate chain binding. Gene Ontology annotation, cellular component: cytoplasm; centrosome. Lineage: Eukaryota; Metazoa; Chordata; Actinopteri; Gobiiformes; Gobiidae. The record is from RefSeq and is a predicted model, not a curated record. Gene Ontology annotation, biological process: cytoskeleton-dependent intracellular transport; cytoplasmic microtubule organization.